AGAGUUUCCAGGAUGUGGCAACCUGGUUACCUUUGCUCAGUUUUUGUUCAUCGCCUUGGAAGGAUUCGUCUUCGAGACGAACUUUGGCAGGAAGAAAGCUGUGAUCCCCAUCAGAAACUAUGUGAUCAUGGUGACCAUGUUCUUCACCGUCAGUGUAGUCAAUAACUACGCACUCAACUUCAACAUUGCUAUGCCGUUGCACAUGAUCUUCAGAUCAGGGUCGCUGAUUGCCAAUAUGAUCUUAGGCGUAAUCAUCCUUAAGAAGAGGUAUUCAGCUGAAAAAUAUCUGUCAAUAGCUCUGGUUUCAGCGGGCAUCUUCAUCUGCACCAUCAUGUCCGCCAAGCAAGUGAAUGCAUCCAGUGAGGGAUCAGAGGAGCAAAGCUUUUCUGCCUUUGUGCACUGGUUGAUAGGCAUCGCCAUGUUGACCUUUGCUCUGCUGAUGUCGGCUCGAAUGGGCAUUUUCCAGGAGAUGCUGUACAAACAGUACGGAAAACACCCCAAAGAGGCUCUCUUCUACAACCACUGUCUACCCCUGCCAGGGUUUCUGCUUCUUUCCACUGACAUCUACAACUACUGCAACCACUUCAGCCAGAGCACUCCCGUACUUGUUCCUGUGGUGGGACUGACCGUGCCAAUAAUGUGGAUCUACCUUCUAAUCAACGUUAUCACGCAAUAUGUCUGCAUCCGUGGCGUUUUCAUCCUGACCACAGAGUGCACAUCGCUGACCGUCACCUUAGUGGUGACACUCAGAAAGUUCCUCAGCCUCAUCUUCUCCAUCCUUUACUUCCAAAACCCCUUCACUGCGUGGCACUGGUUAGGCACGUUUGUGGUCUUUGUGGGAACUCUGAUUUACACCGAGGUGUUGAGCAGCAUCCAGGCGGCGCUCCGGGGAGCCAAAACGAAGAAGGCGGAGUAACGCAGCAAAGCUCGAUGGAUGGGAACAUUUUCCCUCAUGUUGGACUUUAGUUGUUUUUAAUACACCUACAACUAUUUUUAUAGAGUUAAGGUUAUUUUGCUGUGAUACUUGAAUCAUGUCAGUCAAAAGAUUUCACUAAAAAAAAAACUGUUAUAUUUUCCACGUAUAAAUAUGGAUUGAAUCAUGUUUAAAGUUGUAGUUUUCAUAAAUCUGAAAUUGCUAGGAUGUUUUUUGUGUGGUCGACACUCCAACUGAAGAGUACUAAAGUAUCUGUAAAUUAUGUAAUAUUUCAUUUGCAGGACUUCUUGGCCUUUACUGUGCCUCUUUAACUUGAUAAACCUGAUGGAUUUGCCCAAGUCUGUGUUGUUUAGAUAUUUGUGUGAUCUGAGAGGGAUGAAGAGUUUCUGACUCCUUGAAAAACUCUUUUUCUAUGAUUAUGUUUAACAUGGAUUCCACCAAAAAACCUUAUAAACAAUGUCAUCAUCCCAUA
Messenger RNA from Oryzias melastigma (Indian medaka), 1406 nucleotides. It is a transcript of the gene slc35b4, whose product is annotated as solute carrier family 35 member B4. Gene Ontology annotation, molecular function: UDP-xylose transmembrane transporter activity; UDP-N-acetylglucosamine transmembrane transporter activity. Gene Ontology annotation, cellular component: endoplasmic reticulum membrane; Golgi membrane. Gene Ontology annotation, biological process: transmembrane transport. NCBI's taxonomy places the organism in Eukaryota, Metazoa, Chordata, Actinopteri, Beloniformes, Adrianichthyidae. The record is from RefSeq and is a predicted model, not a curated record.